Molecule: messenger RNA, 933 nt
Organism: Geodia barretti
Lineage: Eukaryota; Metazoa; Porifera; Demospongiae; Tetractinellida; Geodiidae
Source: the annotation of a GenBank genome assembly
UGCGCGUAGUUACCUCGAAUCAGCGUCUAACUAUUAUUUAUACUUGCUGUUGGAAGAGUGAUGGGGGUAGAUCUAGAUGCACCCAACCCCUGUCGUUUGGACUUCUCCCAGAAGAGUAUGGGUGUUGAUGCACAGAGGAGAAUCCUGAAUCGCAACCACCGAAGACUACGUCAGGAUGUGGACAUCGAGACCAUUUACCCGCACCUCAACGAGCACAGUCUACUGUCAGACCACGAGAGAGAAAUUCUACUCAACGUUUACCACACACGACAGUUCAAGAUAGACAAACUGUUACAGUUUAUAGAUUGUCUGCAGAGGUCUAGUCGCGAAGCUAGUGGCCACGAAGAGCUCGCAGACCUGUUGCAGCGAGAUGUUGAUCGUGCUAGAGGCAAUCCUGAUCUCGACAAGUGGCUGCGGAUACCCGCCCCUCGUUUAUCAACAAUUAAAAAGGCAUCUGUAUUGGCAUUGUUUGGUCUACUGCUCCUGCUAUCGUGUCCCCUUCUCUUCCACAAAUCCCAGCUAAAACAACUUCUGGAAUGGUCCACACACUCUCUCCUCCUCCCACAGCCUUGUGCGCCAUUCCUCGGUAGAGACAGAGAGACUAGUGACCUAAUGAGAGUACUGGACAUGCAGAGUGAUGAAGUAAGAAUAGUCAAUCUGGUCGGUUCCGCUGGUAUAGGGAAGAGUUGUCUCGCAGUUCAAGUUGGGCACCGGCUAAUAGACAGUGGAGCUACAGUCAGCUACCUUGAUGCUAGUCUUUUCUUUCUGGACAGCCUACCAGAUGUGAUCCUUCAGACUGCAGGUUCUGGUGGCAGUGGGAAUUUUACUGAGAGAUUGCUUCACUGGCUGCGUAUAGGGAGAUGAAAUACCCUAUAGUUGUGAUACUGGACAACUUUGAUAGAAUGCUUGCUACUGAUCGAGAAAGAGUGUUAA